CACUGCACUCUAACUCGGAAGUGUACUAAGGCAAACGCGUGUUUAUAGAAGAGAAUGGGGUUGGGAACAUAAUGAUAAUGGACAGAACAUCCAGUUGCACAGAAUUCCAGAAACUAAAUAAAUUAGUUCAACAGAGCUUAUCCUUUAAAAUACUGUGAUUUAUUCCUCAGGCACGUUUGUUAACAUUAGGGAUGUCGGACACUAUGCUAAACUUGGACUUUAAUGGUCCCAGCUACAGUGGGGGCCAAAAGAAAGAACGUAACAAUGCCAGACAUAGACAAUUUCUUAGGAAACGGCGUUAUCUGGAGCAGAAGGGUUUCUUGAAUGAAAAGCAAAACACGAGUAACAUGCUACAUGGAAAAAACAAAAAGAAGCACUCACAUAAGAAAAGUGUGGACCGUUCACAAGCUGGUGCUGUUUUCCCAAUAUUCACUACCUCCAAGCCUGACUUUUGCACAUACCCUUCCAGUUCUUUGCAAACCCACCAUGGAACUUCCAGGUCCAUCAGGGAAUCCACAGUGCCUUCGAAGUCAACGUCUUCCGAAGAUUCUUUCUCAGCACAUCAUUCAGUUCUGCCAUCACUUGACAAGCCACUUAAAUAUGUAGCCAUCGAUUGUGAAAUGGUAGGAACGGGACCCAAAGGGCAUUGUAGUGAGCUGGCCCGCUGCAGCAUCGUCUCCUAUGAUGGGGAUGUAAUCUAUGACAAGUUCAUCAAGCCUGUAAACCCUGUAACAGAUCUGCGCACUCGCUGGAGUGGAGUAAGAUGGCAAGACCUCUGUAAUGCAACACCCUUCAAACAAGCCCAAAAAGAGAUUUUAAAGAUUCUCACAGGGAAGGUGGUCGUGGGCCAUGCUGUCCAAAACGACUUUAAGGUUUUGCACUAUUCCCAUCCCACCUGCCUUAUACGAGAUACCUCACAUAUACCCAUCCUGAAUAAGAAAGCUGGACUGCCUGAGAACAAACCCGCCUCUCUGAAGACUCUUACAAAGAUUCUCUUCAACAAGGAUAUACAGGUGGGAAGGAAGGGCCAUUCUUCAGUAGAAGAUGCAAAAGCCACCAUGGAACUGUAUAAGAUAGUACAGGUGGAAUGGGAGAAGAUGUUGGGUUCCAGUCCUGCAUCUAUAUUUAAAAAGAAAACUGGAUGAUGCCAAGUGUUCUAUUGUGUUUUUAUGAUCAGAUCUCAACUGUUUUAAAUGCCUUUUAAAAAGUUUUGUAUUAAUGGCAGCAAAGGUUCUCUCUAGUACUCUGUUCACACCCAAUUUAAGACUUUUUAUACAAUUUUACAUUGAAUUUCAGUUUAGAGUUCGAUUGUUGCGUGUAUGGGAUAGUUGCUGGAUAAUCCAUUGUCAUAAAAAACUGUAAAUUACAGUCAUUGUUCCACAA
Trichomycterus rosablanca is the source of this 1383-nucleotide messenger RNA. It is a transcript of the gene isg20l2, whose product is annotated as interferon stimulated exonuclease gene 20-like 2. The record is from RefSeq and is a predicted model, not a curated record. Bases 192 to 1145 code for a protein of 317 amino acids. Gene Ontology annotation, cellular component: nucleus. The transcript is spliced from 4 exons. NCBI's taxonomy places the organism in Eukaryota, Metazoa, Chordata, Actinopteri, Siluriformes, Trichomycteridae. Gene Ontology annotation, molecular function: 3'-5'-RNA exonuclease activity; nucleic acid binding.